CUGACUGUGGGUUGUGUGCGUGUUUUUGGGCUUACACACACGAAACAGGAAUAUCCUUCCAAAACAAAGCAUAGCAGUUCAACCUCAGGCUGCGGCACAGAGAUAACGGCAGAAAACAUUGAGGCGGUGCGUGAUGCGUUUCGGCACCAGCUCCUCAACUCUGCCGUGUCCAACUCAUGGUGUGCCGUGAACCCUUCGUUCUUAGCGCCGAAGCGGCGCCGCCCCGACACACGGUUCGGCUCCGGGCCCGUCCCGCGCGGGGGCGGGCGGGGAGCUCGGCGUCUCGCCGCCCUCUUUCCUGCCGCCGAGCUGCUGCUCUCGCCGCUGCCUCCGGCAGGAAGUUGGAGUCGGGCUGGUUUCACUCCGGCUGGGGCUGGGCUGCGUCGUUGCCUUCUCUGCGAGCCGGGACCCCGCUAUGGGGACGUAGCGGGGCGCGGAGCCAUGCGCGGGCUGGCGCUGCCCCGCGGCUCGCUGGGGACGGUUAUCUUAACAUUUGUCUGUGUGCUGAUGGAGGAAUCAGUAGGAAUUGCUCCAGUGCCAUAUAUGCUGCGACUCCGUCGGGUAACUUUGGAUGGAAGAGAUCCCUUUAACCUCUUAAGGAGAGAAAAGAGGCAGGUGCAGUGUCAGCUUGGACAAUACCGACAUCCCAAAGGGACCCACUGCUGCAUGAGGUGCCAUGCAGGUACCUACAAGUCAAAAGACUGUGAACGGCCUGAUCUGGCCCCUGUCUGUCUUCCCUGUCCUAAUGGCACAUUCACAGCUGUUGACAACAUCAUGGAAAAAUGCUUCCGGUGUACACGGUGCCGUACAGAAUUGCGGCAGAUAGAAGUGACCCCAUGCACCCUAAAGCAGGAUACCGUGUGUGGCUGUCGGAAGAAUCAAUAUCAGUUUGGCCAGGCUGAUUUCUUCCAGUGUAAGAACUGCAGUCCGUGUGUUAAUGGAAUUAUUGCUAACUGUUCAAAGGACAGAGAUGCAAUUUGCAAGUGUAAGCCUAUGUUCUUCAUGACGCUUAAUAACCUUUGCAAGCAUUGCAACAGCUGUGUUGGAGAAGAAUGCCUGCAGUGCAGUAGCCCAGUGACUACCUCACCGAAUUCAUCUCAGCCGAAUGGGAACCUUGUUCUUGGCAUCAUUGUGGCGAUAUUUGUGGUUAUCUGUGUCGUCUACAUUGUAAAUAAAGCAGUGAAGAUGGUUCAGAAAAAUGGGAUAGCCUCUCCUUUCUACUUGUGUGUAUCUUUGCCAGAGACAAGCAAGGAGCCAGUAUCUGAGGUUGAGGCGAAAGGGAGUGCAAUUACUGUCCUUCCCGAGAUCCAAAAAGAAAAAGAACUGCUAGUGAAUGCAGCACCACCAUCUGCACCUCUGCUACAAAGUUCACAUGAGCUGCCAGACUGCAUCAGAACUGCCAGGAAGAGGCAGCUUCCAGACAAUCCUGCUGUUCUCUACACUGUAGUGGAUCACGUACCGCCGUCUCGAUGGAAAGAGUUUAUGAGGCGUCUGGGUUUGACUGACUAUGAUCUGGAGCGAAUUGAGAUGGAGCAUCGACGUUUACGAGAGGCCCAGUAUGAAAUGGUCAGACUCUGGAAACUGCAGAUGGGCCACGCUGCAACUGUGGAGCACAUCAGCUGCGUUCUCAACCAAAUGGAGCUGAGUGGCUGCAGUGAAGCUAUUCAAGAGGCUUUGCUAAACCAGAACUCUCAUCAACCUUGCAGUUUCCACAGCCAUCUUUGAUCUUUCCCCUUGCUGUGAUUGGUGAGAGAGGAUCGUAACUCCAUUUCUUGUCUUCCUUUUCCCAUUCCUUCCUACCUUUCUAACCCUCCUUAAGGGGGUUUAUAGCAGCAGAGUAUCCUGGAGGUUUGAUUCAUAACCGCCGUGUUAGUUCAACUCCUUUUAAGCCAAGAGAAACCUCUUCAACAACUCCUUUCCCGAAGAGGGAAAGCACCUCAUAAAGGAAGUGAUCUGUGGACUCUGAUCGAGAUGAAAACAGGAGCUCAGAGUGACGUGAUAGCUCAGCUACUCUGCAGACAAGCGGUUGCUGAAGCAGGUGCUUUGCUCACCAUGUGACAGGCUAACUGGUAGGGUGACUUGGUUGAACUGGCAGUUCAAAUGCUAAAAUACUUGCUCACUUUUUGCAGAUCUAAUUUUCUGCAAUAUCGGAUACUUAAACCGGCUCACAUUGCAGCCAUUUGAUUGCGAAAUCUGACUCGAGGGAAGCUGUGAGAGGACAUGCCCACAACCAGCACGUUACUUCUGGGAGCAGCAGAGAAUCGCUCCCUUUUGAUAUCAGCAAGUUAUCAAAGUGCUGCACCUUCAGCCCUCUUCCUAUGGCAGAAAUGGCAGAGAUUCAGAAGGGGUGGCUCAGGGAGAAACAGGAGGGCAUUAUCCUUUCCACGCUCCCAUUUCUCUCUGGUUCAUUAGGAACAAGGAUUCUGAGCCAGCGGGUCAGAUGAAAGGGUUGGUGCUUUUUCUAAAGUUUCUUUUGCGUGUAGAAACCGUGUAAGACAGCAUUAACAAAACACACGCCUGUAUGUUUGUCCUAGUGCAGAGUGGAAAAGAAUGCACGUGUCUGGGUGGGUGAGGAGGUACCUUUGUACCUGGCAGUGAGUGUCCCUGCAAAUCCGUGCUUGCACACAGGUUGGUAGGCUUGUGUCUGCUUGCCUGUCUCUCCCUGAAUAAUGAUUCACUGAAUCUGACGUAGCUGCAAAUGGGACUGCGUAUACGUUCAUUAAUAUGAGUCAUUUGUUAGCAGCUGUUGGAUAACUUCACACUACUUUCUGGACUCCAUUGUGUAUGUGCUACUUCGGUGUAAGAACCAUCUGAUUCCAUCUACAAGCUCACACCGGGGUUUUCUCACGGCUGUUACCCUGAGUGAAGCAGAAGUAGCAAAAAGCAAUUAGCCUGCAUCAGGUGCAGGUCCACAUGUUUGUGAAUGUGGAUUUUGUUUUAGAAUCUGUCAUCCUUUGACUAGAGAGAACCUUUCUACUGUAAAUACACUAAGUGCUCCAAAUUAAAGUUCAUAUUUUU
Coturnix japonica (Japanese quail) is the source of this 3018-nucleotide messenger RNA. It is a transcript of the gene TNFRSF1A, whose product is annotated as TNF receptor superfamily member 1A. Gene Ontology annotation, cellular component: signaling receptor complex; membrane raft. Lineage: Eukaryota; Metazoa; Chordata; Aves; Galliformes; Phasianidae. The record is from RefSeq and is a predicted model, not a curated record. Gene Ontology annotation, molecular function: tumor necrosis factor binding; tumor necrosis factor receptor activity. Gene Ontology annotation, biological process: signal transduction; inflammatory response.